AUGCCUUUCGGCCUCUGCAAUACUCCAGCUACUUUUCAGAGGUGUAUGAAGGAUGUAGUAUUUGACUUCACCGAGGAGUGCAAGGUGGCAUUUGACAGGUUGAAAGAGUCAUUGACAUCACCACCUGUUAUCCAGCCUCCAGACUGGAGCCUCCCAUUUGAGAUAAUGUGUGACGCGAGUGAUUAUGCAGUGGAAGCGGUGCUGGGACAACGGAUUGGCAGAGCUGCACAUGCAAUCUACUAUGCAUCCAAAGCGUUGAAUGGAGCUCAAUUCAACUACUCUACAAUAGAGAAAGAAUUGCUAGCUGUGAUUUUUGCACUAGAAAAAUUUAGACCUUACUUGUUAGAGUUCAACUUGGAGAUUAAAGAUAAGAGUGGGGCAGAAAAUUUAGUUGCUGAUCAUUUGAGUCGCUUGCUUGCUCAUAAAGAGGAGCAACCAUUGAGAGAGGCAUUUCCAGAAGAGCAACUCCUUGCCAUUAACUUAUCUACACCUUGGUGUCAAAGGGUGGGGAAUAUUUUUCGUAGGAACCAAAUGUUUCAAACUCCCAUGUUGUUUGUUGAAAUUUUUGAUGUUUGGGGGAUAGAUUUUAUGGGUCCUUUUUCCUCAUCUUUUGGUUUCCUAUACAUUUUACUUGCGGUUGAUUAUGUUUCUAAAUGGGUGGAGGCCAAGGCCACCCGUACUAAUGAUUCUAGAGUGGUUGCAGAGUUUUUAAAAUCUAAUAUUUUUAUCCGUUUUGGAAUGCCAAGAGCUGUGGCAAACGGUCAAGCCGAAGUGUCAAACAGGAAAAUCAAAUCAAUCUUGGAGAAAAUGGUGCGCCCAGAUAGGAAGGAUUGGAGUUUAAAGUUAGAAGAUGCACUGUGGGCAUACCGCACCGCGUAUAAGACGCCGAUUGGGAUGUCUCCGUAUAGACUUGUCUUCGGUAAGGCUUGCCAUCUUCCCGUGGAGUUCGAACACAAGGCGUUUUGGGCAGUGAAGCAGUGUAACAUAGGAUUAGACGAAGCAGGGGUCCAAAGGAAAUUGCAGCUACAAGAGUUAGAGGAGAUAAGAAAUGAAGCGUAUGAAAAUGCCACGAUCUAUAAGGAAAAAAUGGAGAUCCAAAAUUUAAAAACGGAGAAAAAGUUCGUGGUGAAUGGCCAUCGUCUCAAGCCUUAUUAUGAGGGAUUCGCUGUUGAAGAAGUAGAAGUUGUACACCUCCAAGAUCCACUUUAUCUUGCUUGA
Coffea arabica (coffee) is the source of this 1218-nucleotide messenger RNA. RefSeq lists its product as uncharacterized. NCBI's taxonomy places the organism in Eukaryota, Viridiplantae, Streptophyta, Magnoliopsida, Gentianales, Rubiaceae. The record is from RefSeq and is a predicted model, not a curated record. Gene Ontology annotation, molecular function: nucleic acid binding.